Messenger RNA from Psilocybe cubensis, 651 nucleotides. RefSeq lists its product as uncharacterized. Bases 1 to 651 code for a protein of 216 amino acids. The transcript is spliced from 4 exons. The record is from RefSeq and is a predicted model, not a curated record. Gene Ontology annotation, cellular component: mitochondrion. Lineage: Eukaryota; Fungi; Basidiomycota; Agaricomycetes; Agaricales; Agrocybaceae.
AUGGCUUUCGCAUCCUCUUCUCGGGUCAGAAUAAACAAUCUUCUGGCUAUCUCUCGUAUUUCCAAUGCUUUCAGACUGUUCUCAACUACGCCGUCGCGACCAGACUUUCAUUUCGAUACACAUCAUUUCGUACAACGGUUGGAGCGCGAGGGACUAAAUCGGGCCCAGGCGGAAGGCAUCAUGUCUGCAAUGGCAGAGGUCAUCGACGAGAGUAUCCGGAAUAUGACGAGUAACAUGGUCACAAAGGCGGAACAAGAGAAGGCGCGUAUUCACCACUAUACCCAACAAGUAGAUUUCGCACAGAUAAAGUCUGAGUUACAGCUCAUGGAGAAGAAUGACCUGGCGAUGAUCAAGGCAGAAAACGAUCGCUUAAUGAAUGACAUUGAGAAGCUCAAGCAGCGCUUGCGAGAAGAGAUCACGCGGACGCAGGCCGGCGUGCGGUUAGAUCUGAACUUGGAGAAGGGUCGUAUGCGAGAGGAGAGUAGUGGACAGGAACUCAAGAUUAAGGAAGUGGAUACUAGGAUUGAACAGGAAAUUGCCGGCUUGAGGACUACAAUUCAGGCAUCAAAGGCUACAACUCUACAGUAUCUUGUUGGUUUUGUUACUGGGUGCUCUGCCCUUCUUAUGGCAUAUAUGAGGUUUCGUGCUUAA